UGGAGCAUCAAAAAUACGAGCAUGAAAACAAAUCGCUGGUUAUAGGUGUCUACUGUUAAUGUGUGUUUGUACCAACUGAAGAUUGUUUCGGCGCAUUAUAUCACAACAAAAGUGAUAUUUUUAUAGAGGAAGAUGGCAGGGCGCUUAUCCCCUAUGCCUACGGUGGCAGAUAUUAUCAAACUUUACCGCAUCAGUGCAAAAAAACACCUGUCUCAAAACUUCUUGUUUGAUAUGAAUAUCAAUCGGAAAAUUGUGAAAGCUGCAGGACGCAUCACUAAUGGAUAUGUAUGUGAGGUGGGGCCAGGCCCAGGUGGUAUCACCAGAGCAAUACUGGAUAAGGAGGUGGAACACUUAGUCGUCAUAGAGAAGGAUAGCAGGUUCAUACCCAGCUUACAGACUUUAUCCCAAGAGUCCGACAACAAGCUGCGGGUGAUCCUCGGAGAUGUGUUACACUUUGAUAUGAGUCGCCUGUUUCCAGAGGAACUGAUCACUCCGUGGAAUGGAGAUCCCCCAAAUAUUCACAUCAUUGGAAACCUUCCUUUUAAUGUGGCCACUCCACUCAUUAUUAGGUACCUAGAGUCUAUAUCUAAACAGAGCAGUGUGUGGCGUUAUGGACGCGUCAGGAUGACUUUGACAUUUCAAAAGGAAGUUGCUGACAGAAUAGUGUCCCCUAUUCUUAAAGAUGAGCGAUGUCGUCUUUCUGCCAUGUGUCAAAACUGGUGCCAUGUUACCAACAAGUUUACUAUUCCAGGUGCAGCUUUUGUUCCAAAGCCUAAGGUAGAUGUGGGUGUGGUCCACUUCCUGCCACGAAUUAAACCCAUGAUUCAACUUCCCUUUCCCCUAGUUGAGAAAGUCUGUAAACAUGUUUUUCACCACAGGAACAAAAAAUUAUCAUUUGGACUGAAGACUUUGUACCCACCAGACUUAAGUCACAUGACUGAGGAGACCCUGAGUAUCACUGAGAUCCCUGCAGAUACAAGGUCCUACAUGUUGACAUUGAGUGAGCUGGGACGUCUGUGUCACGUGUAUAGUGAAAUUUGUGAUAGACAUCCUCAUGUAUACUCCUACGACUAUCGCAGUGAGGAAGGACAAAGACUUCUCCGUGAGGACAGAUUGAAACGCAAACAGGAGAGAGACAGACUACUGGAGAAGGAGAGGCUUGAGAAAGAGAAUCACACAGAGUCUGUAAUAACAAACAAUGAAAAAUCAGAUUUCACGUGACAAUGGUGUCAAUAAAAUAAAUCUGUGGAGGUGUGAUACCAAUUGAUUAUAAAGUUUUUAAUAUCAUGAGAA
Messenger RNA from Ylistrum balloti, 1293 nucleotides. RefSeq names its product dimethyladenosine transferase 1, mitochondrial-like. The record is from RefSeq and is a predicted model, not a curated record. Gene Ontology annotation, molecular function: mitochondrial transcription factor activity; rRNA (adenine-N6,N6-)-dimethyltransferase activity. Bases 133 to 1221 code for a protein of 362 amino acids. Gene Ontology annotation, biological process: rRNA methylation; transcription initiation at mitochondrial promoter. Gene Ontology annotation, cellular component: mitochondrial matrix. The transcript is spliced from 5 exons. Lineage: Eukaryota; Metazoa; Mollusca; Bivalvia; Pectinida; Pectinidae.